CGCGGAGGGCGGCGGUGGGGUGUGGCAUCGGCUCGGCAUGGUGAGGCCGCUCGCGCUGGAGCCGCCUUAUGUAGGCUGGGUCGGGGAGAUGGUGCGCACCGCGGCGAGGGUGAUGGCGGUGCCGACGCUGCUGGACGAGUUUGCGCGCGCGUGGUAUUUCUGCGUGGCAGACGGCGGCGCCGGCGGCCAGCGCGAGCGGUAUAUUGCCGGGCUGGUGCUCUGGAUCCUGCGCCGGCUGGCUUGGGACGCGGAGAGGUAUGGCGCCAGUGCGAGGUGGUCGUUGACGCCGCGCAACGUGCCGUGUCUGGUGCAUGAGAAGUUCUGGUGUCCGUUUAUGAGGAUGUAUCCUGAGGCGCUUGGACUGCUGGAGAUGUGUUGCCUCCGCGGUCCGGCGGCCGCUGCUUGGGAUGAAGAGCUGGCUGUGCCGGCUGAUGCCGUGGCUGGCAACAGUUUCGACGGCUUCUCGCCGGACUCCUUCAGAAUGCGGAAGGCUCGUGGAGAACGCCCAACCCGAGGUACGAGCCCUGUGCCAUCAUUGGAAGAUGCAUUUUGGGACCUGGAGCAGGAGUUGUCGGACCUUGGUUGAGAGCUGCGUGCAGUUGCAGCUGCUAAGGCUUCAUAACGACCCUGGGAAGAAUUCUUUGUCUGGUACGUCCUCAAAGAUUUCGACCUGGGCCCUAAAGUAUGAACAUCGACUGCCGAUGUACAAAGUCCCCUGCCCCCUACCUUGGGCUUCUGAGUCCAUCCCUGACUAUACUUCUCCCUUUCUGUAGAUCAGCCAGACCUGUGCCUCUCAGUUUUCGCUUUUUAUAUAUCCGCUGCCUAUAUAACCUGCAAUGUUUCAAGCAGUCGCAUCCUCUGUCAAUAGAUAACAUACGGCUUCCCCCCACCCCAACUAAUAGAUCUCCCAUCGAAGUCCCGCAUCACUGUCUGCAACCUGAAGUGUUUCUUCU
Thermothielavioides terrestris NRRL 8126 is the source of this 953-nucleotide messenger RNA. RefSeq lists its product as uncharacterized. The record is from RefSeq and is a predicted model, not a curated record. Bases 38 to 586 code for a protein of 182 amino acids. Lineage: Eukaryota; Fungi; Ascomycota; Sordariomycetes; Sordariales; Chaetomiaceae. The transcript has a single exon.